CACAACUAAAUAUAAUUACAAAACAGAGUCGUCUUUGACUUACCAAAAACAGAGCGUUUUUGCCUAAUACACACCUCUCUCUCUUCGCGGAUCUGAAAUGGCGAUACCUGUGAUCGAUUUCUCCAAGAUCAAUGGUGAAGAAAGAGAGAAGACACUGUCUGAAAUCGCUAGAGCUUGCGAAGAAUGGGGAUUUUUUCAGCUGGUGAACCAUGGGAUUCCACUGGAGCUUCUGAAUAAGGUAAAGAAGCUAAGCUCAGAUUGCUACAAAACAGAGAGAGAAGAAGCAUUCAAGACCUCAACUCCCGUGAAGUUGCUCAACGAAGUGCUUGAGAAAAACUCUGGCGAGAAACUUGAAAACGUUGACUGGGAAGAUGUCUUCACUCUCUUUGACCAUAACCAAAACGAAUGGCCAUCCAAACCCUCUGGACUCAAAGAGGCGAUGGGAGAAUACAGAGAAGAAGUGAGGAAGCUAGCGAGCAAGAUGAUGGAAGUGAUGGAUGAGAAUUUGGGAUUGACUAAAGGUUACAUAAAGAAAGCAUUUAACCAAGGAAUGGAAGAUGGAGAAGAGACAGCUUUCUUCGGAACCAAAGUCAGCCAUUACCCACCUUGUCCUCAUCCAGAGCUUGUUAAUGGCCUUCGAGCUCAUACUGAUGCAGGAGGUGUCGUUUUGCUGUUCCAAGACGAUGAAUAUGAUGGCCUUCAAGUGUUGAAAGAUGGAGAAUGGAUCGAUGUUCAGCCGCUUCCUAACGCCAUUGUUAUCAACACUGGUGAUCAGAUUGAAGUUCUUAGCAACGGAAGGUACAAGAGCGCAUGGCACAGGGUGUUGGCGAGGGAGGAGGGAAACCGGAGGUCCAUAGCUUCCUUCUACAAUCCGUCGUACAAGGCGGCCAUUGGGCCAGCAUCGGCAGCGGAGGAAGGAAGUGAGAAGAAGUAUCCAAAGUUUGUGUUUGGAGACUAUAUGGAUGUCUAUGCAAACCAGAAGUUCAUGCCUAAGGAGCCUCGUUUUCUAGCUGUAAAGUCUCUUUAAAUUGUGUCAUUGUUUUUCUAAACUAUUAUAUCACUAUUUUAUUUACACCAUGAUGUAAUUUCUCUUAAGUUAUAAAUGCCUUAUUAAAUAAUUUGAUAA
This is a messenger RNA of Eutrema salsugineum, 1126 nucleotides long. Its product is annotated as 1-aminocyclopropane-1-carboxylate oxidase 5. The transcript is spliced from 4 exons. Bases 98 to 1027 code for a protein of 309 amino acids. Lineage: Eukaryota; Viridiplantae; Streptophyta; Magnoliopsida; Brassicales; Brassicaceae. The record is from RefSeq and is a predicted model, not a curated record.